Molecule: messenger RNA, 945 nt
Organism: Lolium perenne
Lineage: Eukaryota; Viridiplantae; Streptophyta; Magnoliopsida; Poales; Poaceae
Product: methylesterase 1
Biological process (GO): salicylic acid metabolic process; jasmonic acid metabolic process
Molecular function (GO): methyl jasmonate esterase activity; methyl indole-3-acetate esterase activity; methyl salicylate esterase activity
Source: RefSeq, a predicted model, not a curated record
CCAAGCAGCUAGCCAAGCAUACCCGGUAUCCAUUCCAUCCACUGCUCGGCCAUGCCCAUGCCGUCCUCGUCCGCGCCAGCGGCCGCCACGGCGGCGUCGAAGCGCAUCAUCCUGGUCCACGGCACGGGCCACGGUGGGUGGUGCUGGUACAAGGUCGCCACGCUGCUCCGCGCCGCCGGGCACCGCGUGGACGCCCCGGACCUCGCGGCCUCGGGCGCGGACGCUCGCCAGCUGCGCGACGCGCCCACGUUCGAGGACUACUCGCGGCCCCUGCUCGACGCGCUCCGCGCCCUCCCGCCAGGCGAGAGGGCGGUGCUGGUGGGCCACAGCUUCGGCGGGAUGAGCAUCGCGCUCGCGGCGGAGGAGCUCCCGGAGAAGGUGGCCGCCGCCGUGUUCGUCACCGCCUUCAUGCCGGACUGUGCCGGCCCGCGCACCCGCGCCAUCGAGGAGCUGCCCCUGCUCGACUGGAUGGACUCCGUGACGGACGACGGGCACGCCCCGCCGUCGGUGUUCCUCGGGCCCGAGUUCUUGCGGCGGCUGCUGUACCAGCUCAGCCCGGAAGAGGACUACACGCUGUCCCAGAGCCUGGCGCGGGUCAGCUCCUACUACGUCGCCGACCAGAAGCAACACCCGCCCUUCAGCGCCGACCGCUACGGCGCGGUCAGCAAGGUGUAUGUGGUCGCCAAGCAGGAUCUGGCCAUGAUAGAGGAGUACCAGAGGCGGAUGAUCGCCAGCAUUCCCGUGGCGGAGGUCAGGGAGAUGGAAGACGCCGACCACAUGGCCAUGCUCUCCAAGCCGGAGGAGCUGGCCGGACACCUCGCCGACAUUGCCAACACCUACGUUUGAUCCAUCUGCUCAAACUCCAUUCAUAUCCCCUGAGAUUUUAGUCUCGUUCAUUUGCACAAGUGUAAUUUUAGCGCAAUAAAAAGCAACUUGCAGACUUUA